Messenger RNA from Parnassius mnemosyne (clouded apollo), 339 nucleotides. The record is from the annotation of a GenBank genome assembly. Lineage: Eukaryota; Metazoa; Arthropoda; Insecta; Lepidoptera; Papilionidae.
UUGAAGCCCAGAGCAGUAUUCGGCGAACAUACGCACCAUGGAUGUUUACUACACCAUUCAUAUGAAUAUUUGGACAAUAAAGAUUUUUGGGAAUAUUCCGUGCCAUCCUUUUCAUGGAGAAACAGACCAGAUCCAAAAUAUAUGUUGGUAUCUAUAUCACCUGAUAACUAUGCUACUAAUAAGUGUGGUUUGCCCAAGAAAAGUACAAUAGCGUUAACAGCUAUCAUAAUCAUAUUUUGUUUAAUUAUUGCGGUCUCCAUGAAGAGGACAAUUGGAAGAGGAUUUAUGAUGAUUAAUUUAAAAGCAAGAAUUCAUUCUCAUGAUUAUAUUUUACAAUAA